This is a messenger RNA of Corythoichthys intestinalis (scribbled pipefish), 1735 nucleotides long. It is a transcript of the gene pbx2, whose product is annotated as pre-B-cell leukemia homeobox 2. The record is from RefSeq and is a predicted model, not a curated record. The transcript is spliced from 8 exons. Bases 154 to 1350 code for a protein of 398 amino acids. Gene Ontology annotation, biological process: animal organ morphogenesis; neuron development; regulation of transcription by RNA polymerase II. Lineage: Eukaryota; Metazoa; Chordata; Actinopteri; Syngnathiformes; Syngnathidae. Gene Ontology annotation, cellular component: nucleus. Gene Ontology annotation, molecular function: RNA polymerase II cis-regulatory region sequence-specific DNA binding; DNA-binding transcription factor activity, RNA polymerase II-specific.
UCCCGGCGGCGGCGCUGCCUUUCGCCACCUGCUGGUGGAAGGAGGAGGAGGAGGCGGCGGCGGUGGUGUGCUCUCGAUCGGUCUCGGCAAGUCUCCUCAGUCGGGCAGCGGCAGCCAGUCGUCGUCGCCGCCACUGCGCGUCGCUCGACCGAGAUGUUGCAGCAGCAGCAGCCGCAGCCUCUGACGGCCAACGGGGCCUCCAACGGCCGGGGCCUCGCCAUGAGCGGCCACCCCGGCAUGGGGCCGCCGGGGCCGCACCACCGCUCCGCCGACGAGCCGGCGGCGGCGGCGGGCCUGGAGAACGGCGUCGAGAACGGACACGAAGCCCGCCGGGACAUCGGUGACAUCCUGCAGCAGAUCAUGACCAUCACCGACCAAAGUCUGGACGAGGCGCAGGCAAAGAAACACGCGCUCAACUGUCACAGAAUGAAGCCCGCCUUGUUCAGCGUGCUGUGUGAGAUUAAGGAAAAGACAGGCCUGUCCAUGAGGAACAACCAGGAGGAGGAGCCUCAGGACCCCCAACUGGUGCGUUUGGACAACAUGCUGCUGGCCGAAGGCGUGGCCGGGCCCGAGAAGGGCGGCGGGGCGGCGGCGGCCGUGUCGGCGGCCACCAGCUCAGGCGGCAUGUCACCCGACAGCUCUCUGGAGCACUCCGACUACAAGAGCAAGCUCAGCCAGAUACGUGGCAUCUAUCACACUGAGCUAGAGAAGUACGAGCAGGCUUGCACCGAGUUCACCACCCACGUGAUGAACUUGCUGCGGGAGCAGUCGCGUACGCGGCCCGUCACGCCGCGCGAGAUCGAGCGCAUGGUGGGCAUCAUCCACCGCAAGUUCAGCUCCAUCCAGACGCAGCUGAAGCAGAGCACCUGCGAAGCCGUCAUGAUCCUCAGGUCGCGCUUCCUGGACGCCAGGCGCAAGAGGCGCAACUUCAGCAAACAGGCCACCGAGGUGCUCAACGAGUACUUCUACUCGCACCUCUCCAACCCCUACCCCAGCGAAGAAGCCAAAGAAGAACUCGCCAAGCAGUGUGGGAUCACUGUCUCUCAGGUCUCCAACUGGUUCGGUAACAAGCGAAUCCGCUACAAGAAAAACAUUGGCAAGUUCCAGGAGGAGGCCAACCUGUACGCCAUGAAGAACGCCUUGGGGGCGCGGCAGGGCGACGACUCGCCGCACACACCCAACUCCACGGGUUCGGGCUCUUUCUCGGCCGACCUCUUCCUCCGAGUCCCGCCCGUCAACGGGGAGAGCGCUUACCAAAUGGGGGUGCAGGGCAACGGUAGCUGGCAGUCCCGGAGCUCGCCCCCGCCGGGCGGCUCGCCUCGCAGCGAUCAGUCGGACAACUCGGACUGAGCGACAAAGACAGAAGGAAUGACUUCACCCCGGCCCGCUGGUUUUUUCCCUCCUCGGUUUUAUUUUGUGGUGGUGUGCAUGAAUUCAUUCUUCUGAAUAUUAGCGUCAGGGGUUGUCAUUUUUUCCACUCCGUGUUAUCGUGGACGGACGGACGGUCGGUCGGUCUGUACGUUCGCCACUGCUGUUUUCUGACGGGAGCGAAUGAGGCAAUAGAGAAAAUCCAAAGACUUUGUAUGUUUGUUUCUCUGUCUUUUUGUUUCUCGCUUUUGUGGUUUUCUACAAGGCCGAGUGUUGUUGUCCUUUUUUUUUUUUUUUUUUUUUUCUGUACAGUGGUUUCAACACCUGUAUUCUCUCUACCUCUUUUACAAUAAAGACUGUGUAUUCA